AUGGUCCAACCAAAGAAAGUCGCCAUAAUCGGCAACUUCCCCGAGGGCACCUUCAUUCCCAGUGUAUUCGAGAAAAACAGCCGAAUUGGGGGUCUCUGGCCCACAGCGGUUGACCAUGGUGCUGAGAGACGGCUCAACCCGUGGAUACGGACGAACUUGAGUCGGUUCACGGUGGCUUUCUCGGAUUUGGCGUGGGAAUCUGUGAUUGGGGAGGGGGAGCUGUCGAUGUUCCCGCAGGCGAGACAGGUGGGGCAGUAUUUGGAGAAAUAUACGAAUUUGUAUAUUCCCAAGGGGGUCUUGAGGCUGGGUAAGGAGGUUGUGAAGACGGUUCGUGAGACGGAUGGGUUGAGGGCUAGGUGGACGGUGCAGUGGACUUCGAGAAGCAUAGAUGCAAAUGGCAUUGAGUGCAACGGGCCUGAGAUGGAAUCGGAGGAGUUCGACUAUCUGGUGGUCACGUCUGGAUACUUUGCCAAAGCUCACUUCCCCGAUAUACCUGGUUUGGCUGGGGUCGCUGAUAGGGUUGUCCACAGCUCUGAAGUGCAGACUAUAGACGAUGUGCAGCAGCUGCUGGAGAGGACUGGGUCCUCGGGUGGCAAGCUGGUCGUUAUUGGGGGCAGUAUGUCCGGAGUAGAAGCUGCUUCGACAGUGGCGCUUCAUCUAUCUACGAUGGAUUACAAGCCCCCAGUGAUACAAUCCGGACGUGACUAUGAAGUCCAUCACAUAUCCUCGAGGCCCUUCUGGACAAUACCCACCCACCUUCCCCACGAUGGCUUCCAGGAUAAUACCAAGACGCAGAACAUGCAAUUCCUACCCCUUGACCUCGUCUUCUACGAUCUUGCCCGACGCCCUCCCGGCCCAGUCGAAUACGGACUCGGACCGCUCUCCACAGAACGCAUACGCAAAACAAAUGAAUACUUCCGCUCCCUCCUCGGCGCCGAGUACGUAAAAAUCGGCAGCUUUGGAAUCGGCAACAACGAGAGCGAAGAUUCGCAGCCAUCAUGGAUCGGCAUAGGAGACGACUAUGCCGAAUACGUCCGCUCGGGCUUCAUCAAGCCCACCAUCGGCCGACCACCGGCUACACCCCCUUCUCAUCCCUCAGCUUCCUCCCCUCUCCCAUCCUCUCCACCCUCGAAUACUCCACCAGUCGACCCCUUCAUCCCCCUCAUCCUGGACGGCAAAGGCACCUCACACGCCGAAAUCCCCGACCUCGGCUUCGUCGGCUUCUACCGCGGACCCUACUGGGGCGCAAUGGAAAUGCAAGCCCGCAGUCUCGCAAACACAUGGGUCAAAGACCUCUCCUUCACAGGCCCCUACUUCACCAACGAAGAACUCACUCAAAAGACCAACGAACGCGACCUCCUUCGCACUCUCCGCACUACAACCCUCCCCCGCAGCCAAUUCCCAAUGGGCGACUACGUAGGUCUCAUGGAGACCCUAGCCCGCGAGCUCAACAUCCCUCGAGCCCCUAUCCCCACCACUGCUCAACCCCAUACCCAAAGCCAUGACAAAACCAACCACGGCCCCGUCCUCCCCUCCCGCUACAUCCCCACCCCCUUCCUCACCCCAACCCCAUCAGACCGCCUCUCCACCCUCAUCGACCGCGAAAGCACCAACACCCUCAAAUCCCUCCAACGAACCAUCACCCCCAGCCCGACAAACUACAACCUAGGCAUGGGAAUGGCCAUCUUCCGCGCCCUCCAUGGACAAUGGACCUACACUCGCACAGUCACUCACAUCUUACCCUCACCGUCACCGUCAACAUCUCUCCCAACACCGACCCGCUCAUCCCAACUCUCGCAAAUCUCAGGAACAGCUACCUUCCAUCCUCGUCGUACAUCUAGUAUCUGGUACGAGAAGGAGUAUGUAUAUGAAGAACUUUACACCAACAACGAUACCAACACCGAGAAUAACCAUAAUACUAUUGUCGAUGAUGGGGAUAAAUCGACCAGAAAACGCUACAUAUACCGUCUCACAGAAGGAACCUGGAGCAAGAAGAACGGCCAAAUCCUCAUUUGGAACGUGGACAUUGAUCCUUUCCACGCGGGGAAGUUCUCGCAUGGGAUGUUUGUGGGGUUGGCGGAGAAAGUAACGACCCCUGUUGAUGGUGACGAUGAGGGAAUAGAGGAAUCAAGGUAUGUGGUUCGGGCUGCGGCGGGGGCGAUACCGAUGGAUCGGGAGAAAGAGAGGGAUCCGAAGUAUGAGUAUGUGUUUCGGAUGGAGGGGGUGUCGAUUUUGGAGUGGGAGUGUGUUAUUAGGGAGAAUGUGGUUGGUGGUGAUGGUGUUGAGGGUGGGGGUGGGGGGUUGGUUACGAGGACAGUUUAUAGGCGGUGA
Molecule: messenger RNA, 2331 nt
Organism: Aspergillus niger
Lineage: Eukaryota; Fungi; Ascomycota; Eurotiomycetes; Eurotiales; Aspergillaceae
Exons: 4
Coding region: 1-2331 (776 amino acids)
Molecular function (GO): oxidoreductase activity
Source: RefSeq, a predicted model, not a curated record